Messenger RNA from Ochotona princeps (American pika), 951 nucleotides. It is a transcript of the gene CD83, whose product is annotated as CD83 molecule. The record is from RefSeq and is a predicted model, not a curated record. NCBI's taxonomy places the organism in Eukaryota, Metazoa, Chordata, Mammalia, Lagomorpha, Ochotonidae. The transcript has 5 exons. The coding region runs from base 115 to 735 and encodes 206 amino acids.
GGUUCCCCAAGACUGCGCGCGGGGAAGUCCCCGUGGCGCCGGGUACAAGAGCGCGGGCUGCGCGGGCGCGCCCCAGUCCGGCAGCCCCGGCGGCGGAGGCGCAGCGUCCCGGCCAUGUCGCGCGGCCUCCAGCUCCUGCUCCUGAGCUGCGCCUGCAGUCUGGCGCUCGCCACGCGGGAGGUGGCAGCAGCUUGCGGGGAGGAUGUGGAGUUGCCCUGCACCGCCCCAUGGGACGCUCACGUCCCCUACACAGCCUCCUGGGCCAAGCUCAAGGAGGGCAGUGAGCAGAGAGCCGAGGCAGUCCAGGCAGAUCCGCACCUCGGAGGACAGCACACCCGCCAGAAAGGACACAACAGCUCUUUGGACGUUCCCUGGACAAGGCCUUAUUCCCUGAAGAUCCGAAACGCUACCGGCUGCAGCGCGGGGGUGUACAGGUGCACUCUGCAGGAGCUGCCAGGACUGAGGAACCUCAGUGGCACUGUGGUCUUGAAAGUGACAGGCUGCCCCACCGGACGCAAGGAAGUAGAUUUCCAGAAGUAUCGAGCUGAGCUUGUGCUACUGUUGGCCCUGGUCAUGUUUUACCUAACACUCAUCAUUUUCACUUGUAAAUUUGCACGGCUACAGAGCAUUUUUCCAGACUUCUCGAAGCCUGGUGUGGAACCAGCCUUUCUUCUGGUCACCUCCCCCAGUAAGUCUCGAGGACCAGUGACUCUUCAGAAAACAGAAGUCGUGUGAGCAAGAAUUCUGCCAAGUGUUUCUCUGACAUCGAGGGCUCUGAGGCUCGCCCAUCUGCCACUCUAAACCGAGAGAGAAGAAGGAUUCUGCCCUGAAGAUGCCAUCUUUCCUGGGAAGUCCUCCGCACCUGACAGAAUCUGAGUGUGGAUCUUAGUCCACUUCUUGCCUGCAGAGCCAUGAGCACAUCCCACGACCAUGGAGCAUGGGCCACAUCAC